ACAAGUCUGUACUGUCGGGCGAUUGAGCUUGUACUUGUUGUUGUAGCUCGAAUUGCGAACUAGGGGCGAUGUGAUCAGGUCUUCGUUCUGUAAGUGCCAGCAAUAAGCUAAGUGUUUAGAGAUACAAUAUUUGAAUGACCUGGUCUCGAAAUGGGGAUUCAUCACAGCAAGAAAGAUCCAGAAUAUGAAACGUCUCUAGCUCUGUUUACUAAGGAGGAGCAUGAAAAGAUCUGCAAACUUUUCAAAGAUAUUUCUGGCUCACAUGCAACAUUCUCACAUGAUCAGUUGCAGGCACACGCAGGCAAGUAUCUGCCACGAAAUUAUGUGCACCGUCUGCACGAUGUGAUGGCAAACGUGAUCAGCAAGAGACCACGCCAAAACGCGCAGGUGCCAUAUCAGGCUUUUCUAAUUAGUCUCUCACACAUGCUGAAAGGAACCCUGACCCAACGUGGACAUAUCAUCCGCAGGCUGGCAUCAGACAACAGGGAGACCACUGCAUCCGAGGAACUCAUUAAUCGAUGCUGCGCUCGAGCUCAUUAAUUAGGCACGUUGCCAAGUGAGCGGAGAGCGGGAGACAGCUGGUAGCAG
Molecule: messenger RNA, 588 nt
Organism: Priapulus caudatus
Lineage: Eukaryota; Metazoa; Priapulida; Priapulimorpha; Priapulimorphida; Priapulidae
Exons: 4
Coding region: 151-540 (129 amino acids)
Source: RefSeq, a predicted model, not a curated record